Molecule: messenger RNA, 1296 nt
Organism: Glycine soja
Lineage: Eukaryota; Viridiplantae; Streptophyta; Magnoliopsida; Fabales; Fabaceae
Product: floral homeotic protein AGAMOUS-like
Exons: 9
Coding region: 247-987 (246 amino acids)
Biological process (GO): positive regulation of transcription by RNA polymerase II
Cellular component (GO): nucleus
Molecular function (GO): protein dimerization activity; DNA-binding transcription factor activity, RNA polymerase II-specific; RNA polymerase II cis-regulatory region sequence-specific DNA binding
Source: RefSeq, a predicted model, not a curated record
UUGGAUUAAGUUCUUGAGGGGUGAAGUGAAGAGGCUGUUCCAAGCUUUCAUUUUCUUCUACUACUUUUCUUUUCAAAUUCUUCCUAACCUGACAAAAAUAGCUGAAAGAUCAAAAUUUACUUAUGUGUCUUGUCAAGAUAUACUUUCUGUGUGUGUGUGUGUGAUUAUAUGAGAAUAAUAAAAUGAUAUAAUCUUUUACUUGAUUCAGCUUGAUUAGUCUUUGAGGGGUGAAGAGCUUGCAAAAACAUGGCUUUUCCAAACCAAUCCAUGUCAUCAGAGUCUCCCCAGAGAAAGAUGGGAAGAGGGAAGAUUGAGAUCAAGAGGAUUGAGAACACCACCAGUCGACAAGUUACCUUCUGCAAGCGCAGAAAUGGCUUGCUCAAGAAGGCAUAUGAGUUAUCUGUGCUUUGUGAUGCAGAGGUUGCUCUAAUUGUCUUUUCAAACCGUGGCCGCCUCUAUGAAUAUGCUAAUAACAGCGUCAAAGCUUCAAUUGAGAGGUACAAGAAAGCAAGUUCAGAUUCAUCUAGUGGUGGACGAUCUGCUUCUGAGGCUAAUGCUCAGUUUUAUCAGCAAGAAGCAGCCAAACUGCGUGUGCAGAUCAGCAAUCUGCAGAAUCACAAUAGGCAAAUGAUGGGUGAGGGUUUGAGCACCAUGAAUGGCAAGGAUCUCAAAAACCUAGAGACUAAAUUAGAAAAAGGAAUCAGCAGAAUUCGUUCCAAGAAGAAUGAGAUGCUAUUUGCAGAAAUUGAGCACAUGAAGAAAAGGAUUGCACAGGAGAUAUACUUGCACAAUGACAACCAGCUUCUUAGAGCAAAGAUAGGAGAAGGUGAGAGGAGUCACCAUAAUGUUAACGGGUUGUCUGGAAGCACAAGCUAUGAAUCGAUGCAAUCUCAGUUUGACUCUCGCGGCUUCUUCCAAGUGACUGGAUUACAACCUAAUAAUAAUAAUCAGUAUGCCGGGCAAGACAUGUCCCUUCAAUUUGUUUGAAGAGUUUAAGCUUGAGAAGGAGAAAGACUUAGAUUUCCUAUUGUUUGUAUUUGACAUCUAGUGUGAUAUAUAGGAAUAUGCUAAAGCCUAGGAAAUAUGCAGAACUCAAUGGAGGGAAUUCAUUUAAGUAUUCCCCUCAGUACUAUGUUAUGGACUAUUUAGUAUGUAUACAGAUACUCUGAGUACAGAGAUUGCACCAUGGCAUAUUUUGUCAACUUCUGUUUACUUUCCAUAUUACUCCUGUAAGAUAGGCUUCUAUAUAUGUCUAUUUCAUAUUUCAGUUACUAUGAAUUCAAGGUCUUACUCAUA